CGCGGUCGUGACGUAAGCGCCGGUAACCGGCGGCAAUUGGGCGAGCCGAGCCGCGGCGUUCGUUCGGGCCGCGCGACAUUCCGGCCGCUGCGGCACUCUGGAUCUCGACGCGGCGUCUUCUGCUGUGACAGUCGUGGUAGACGACGGUAUAGCUUCCCGACGCGCACCUAACUAGCGAGAUACCCGAGGGUUCCGAGGAUAAAGCACUCCCGAGACGGAAGAGAGAGAUCGGACGGAUGGCUGGAACGAUGUCGCCGUCACAGGUCGAGCUGGAUGAAACAGCUGUGGAGAACUUUCGCGAGUACCUGCGGAUACCAUCGGUGCAGCCGAAUAUUAAUUACGAUGCGUGUGUGGUAUUUUUAAAAAAACAAGCGCAGUCACUCGAAUUGCCGAUCAAGAUUUAUCAUGUACAUCCCGAGAAACCGAUCGUGAUUCUCACAUGGACAGGAACGCAACCGGCGAAGCCAUCGAUUCUCUUGAACAGUCACAUGGACGUUGUACCUGUCUUCGAGGACAAAUGGACCUAUCCACCGUUCAGCGCUCACAUGGACGAGCAGGGUAACAUCUAUGCUCGCGGUAGCCAGGACAUGAAAUGCGUCGGAAUACAGUAUUUAGAAGCGAUUCGCAGAUUGAAGUUGAAAGGACAACGUUGCGAGCGCACCAUUCACAUCUCCUUCAUGCCGGACGAGGAGAUUGGCGGUGUUCUAGGGAUGAAAGAUUUCGUACACACCGCGGACUUCAAAGCUUUGAACGUCGGUUUUUCCUUGGACGAGGGUGUGGCCUGUCCGAAGGAUCACUUCUACAUGUUCAACGGAGAGAGACCGAUCUGGCACGUGGGUAUAAAAUGCGCUGGCAGUACCGGUCACGGCUCGAUUAUGCUGGAUAAUACGGCCGGGGAGAAAUUGAGAGUCAUAAUCGACCGUUUCAUGGAGUUCAGAGGAGCCGAGAAAGCGAAGCUGAAAGAUCCCAAGAACCAACUUGGCGAUGUAACGUCUGUUAAUCUUACGAAAAUUUCGGGUGGUAUACAGACUAAUGUUAUACCCGCCGAGUUCUACGCUACAUUCGACAUUCGUAUAACACCCAGUGUCGAUCACGAAGAAUUCGAGGCUACUAUCAAACGCUGGUGCGAGGAAGCCGGUCCAGACGUAACCUAUUCCUUCGAAAAGAAAGAUCCCAAAAUCGAGAAUACGAAGCUUGAUGAUUCUAAUCCUUUUUGGCUCGCUUUUAAAAAGUGCUGCGACGAAAUAGGUGUCGAGCUGCAAAUUGGUAUCUUUCCAGGAGGCACAGAUAGCCGUUUUGUGCGCGAGGUGGGAAUUCCUUCUAUCUGCUUUUCGCCAAUGAACAAUACAAAGAUACUUCUUCAUGAUCACAAUGAAUAUUUAAACAAAGACAUAUUUCUGAAAGGAGUAGAAAUAUAUACCAAAAUAAUACCGGCUGUUGCGAGUGCUUAAACUUGCACGCUAUAUAUUAUACUAUAAAAGACUAAAAGAUGCCAUAAUCAUAUAUAGAACUAGUGGCGGCUCAUUCUGCAAACCUGCCAAUGGUAUUAAUCUGAGUCUUCUUGAGCUUAUAAGCAAAUCAUAUGUGCAAUACUAUACUAAGUCGAUAUAUAUCUAUACUACAUUUAUAUAUAUUAAUGUUAUGCAAUUCUAAAAGUUUACGAUUGUUGGAUAUAUUUAUCUUGAAGAAGUAUAUUUUCAAGCGAAGAAAGACGAAUGAUACAUGAAUACUUAUGAAGAAACAAACAUAUGAGUAAAGAUUCAAGUCUAACAACGAAUAACAGGACAUGAAGAGAUAUCAAGUAUUAACUGAUGUAAAAGGAUGAAUGGAAGAAAACGCAAACAACAACAUCAAGACAAUAUGGUAUCAAGAUAUUAGUAGAAAAUUGGAUGGCCAGAUAAUCAUCGAUUACGAAGACGAAAUGCACAGUUUUUAUUUACCUGUAUGAAAGUAGAGUAUGAAAACAAUGGUGCUAUAAGUAUAUGUUCUACUGGGACCAAAGCAGUGCGUGCAUAUUGCUCAAUAUAGAGAUUCCCUUUGAAAUACGUAAAGCUAUAAAGUAUAUAUAUGUGAGAGAGUGUUGUCUUAUACCAAAUAUUUUUAUAAGAUUGAACAUAAGUAUAUGUGUAUAUAUGCUUAUGAGAGAGUCUGAAGCAAUAAGAAAACUAAAGAUAUUAAUAUAUAUACAUUGAAAUAAUUGAGCUACUGAAUAAACUGAGAUAUGAUUGGCAAAUGUGUUCUAAUACAUAUUAUAA
Formica exsecta is the source of this 2255-nucleotide messenger RNA. RefSeq names its product aminoacylase-1-like. Lineage: Eukaryota; Metazoa; Arthropoda; Insecta; Hymenoptera; Formicidae. The coding region runs from base 237 to 1451 and encodes 404 amino acids. Gene Ontology annotation, molecular function: aminoacylase activity. The transcript is spliced from 5 exons. Gene Ontology annotation, cellular component: cytoplasm. The record is from RefSeq and is a predicted model, not a curated record. Gene Ontology annotation, biological process: amino acid metabolic process.